Nilaparvata lugens (brown planthopper) is the source of this 3303-nucleotide messenger RNA. RefSeq names its product sialin. Gene Ontology annotation, molecular function: transmembrane transporter activity. The record is from RefSeq and is a predicted model, not a curated record. The transcript is spliced from 9 exons. Gene Ontology annotation, biological process: monoatomic anion transport; transmembrane transport. The coding region runs from base 235 to 1605 and encodes 456 amino acids. NCBI's taxonomy places the organism in Eukaryota, Metazoa, Arthropoda, Insecta, Hemiptera, Delphacidae. Gene Ontology annotation, cellular component: plasma membrane.
AAGAAAUGUGGGAAAAAUGAUAAGAAAAUGCAACUGAGAUUCAAGUGAAUGCAUUUUGGAUGCAAAACUAGUCUGUUGCAUUACUUGCAACAGGUAGUGCAUAGGUGUUACCUGUGAGUGAUAUUAUCAUUAACCAAUAGGAAGUGUUUAUUUUCCCUGUAUUUAUAGGUAUCAAAUGUGUAUAAUAGACAAGAAGUAUUAGGCAAAUACAUAAAAUCAAUCAUUUUCGCAAGAAUGAAAGAAGUAAUAAUUGAAAUGAGACCUCUGAAACCGGAUGCUGGAGAAGAUUCUAUGGAGACUGAUCCUUGUCUACGAAAUGAAAAUGUUGGGAGUGUUUUUGAUGAGACAAAGGUCAAGAAGAAAGGUGGAGGUUUUGGUACAAGACACCUUCAAGUGUUGAUGAUCUCUUUGAUUGUGAUCAAUGUAUUCGCAACUAGAGUGAAUCUUUCAGUCGGUAUAGUGGCAAUGACUGAUAAUACAUCAAAUCCAAAAUUUCCGGAUCUAAACUGGGACACCAGAACGAAGGGCUUCGUGUUGAGCUCGUUUUUUUGGGGCUACCUGCUGACCCAGAUCCCGGCAGGCCACCUGGCGGGCAAGUAUGGGCCCAAAUUCAUUGUGGGGGGCGCCGUGCUUACUUGUGGAGUGCUCACCCUGCUAACUCCGCUGGUUGCCACCAGAGUGGGCUGGAAGGCGCUUUGUGUGCUCAGGUUUCUGGAGGGGCUUUGGACACAACUAGGCACAGUGGUAACCCUGUGUGGAGCAGGCCUACUAGCGGAUAGCAUAGGUUGGCCGUCCAUAUUCUAUGUGACAGGAGCUGCAGCAGUCAGCUGCGCGCUGCUAUGGCUGAAGGCUGGAUCUGACAGUCCGGCUGAACACAGCUCCAUAUCAGCCCAGGAGAAGCACUACAUCGAAUCUUCACUUGUGCACAGUUCUUCCAGCAGCAAGUCAAUGAGAGUACCAUGGAAGGCGAUAGCUACUUCUGGGCCAGUCUGGGCCUUACUGAUCACACAUCUGGCCCAGAACUGGGGCUUCUGGACACUCCUCACACUCAUGCCAACCUACAUCAACUCGGUACUUGGAUUCAAUAUCAAAAGUAAUGGGAGUUUAUCCGCUCUACCCUACCUUGGCAAUUUCAUUCUCACCCUCAGCUUCUCCUGGUUGGCUGAUAUUCUAUACAAAAAGGGUAUCAUGUCAAUUAGUACUGGUAGAAAGAUGUGGAAUAGUAUUGGUCUGUGGGGCGCAUCUUCAGCAUUGCUGGCCCUGGGUCUGUUCGACCACUCAGUGACCAGUGCUGUCACCCUCCUCAUCCUGGCGGUGGCCCUCAACAGUGGCACUUUCAUCGGCUUCCUCGUUAAUCACGUCGAUUUGGCGCCCAACUUCGCCGGUGUCCUCAUGGGAAUCACCAAUGGCUUCUCCAAUGUCGCCUCCAUUCUGGGACCAAUCAUCGCUGGCAUCAUACUUACUGAUGAGACUAAUGCCGAAGAAUGGAAACUGAUUUUCUAUCUGUCAUCUGGAAUAUAUUUCUUUGGAAAUCUUGUUUUUGUCAUUUUUGGAACUGCUCAAGUACAAACAUGGAAUGAUCCUGAGUCUGAAUCCACGAAAUAAUAUGAUGUAAUUGAAUGAUAUCAGGUCAUCUGAAUGUUUAUGACACAGGUUCAAAAAUAUAAAACUUUCUAGAAAAGUCCAUAUUCGAUUUGCUCUCCAACUGUCAACUUGGAUACGAAAUUGAUGUCUUCAGCAAUCGUCUUGCACUUGAGAGCCAAACCUUGGAUGUGACCAUCCUCGUCUGGAGGGUCGUAGUUGUAGAUCACCUGAAAUUCAAAUUCAAAAUAAUAUUAUUUCCAGAAAGUGUAUAUUACAAUGGGAAUAUCCUAUAUUAUAAUAGUCCUCUGAAUAUUAAUCCUUGAAUACGGAACAAGUUCUUGUUCAGAAGAGGAGUCAAUACAAACAAUAUAGUCCUUGAAAAGAAGAAGAUGACCUUUUUUAGCUGUAUUUGACAAAUAAAGAGUAGGUCUAAGCCUGGAACAAAACAAUCAUAAUUAAGUUUUCUCUGGUCCAUGUAAUUAUUUCCAAACUUUGAAUAAAAUGAGUUGACAUUUAAGUAUCGGCUUUCCAGAUUGUGUGGAAUUGCUCCUUCCUCAAAUUCAUGAUUAAAGAUCCGUAUAAUAUGCAGAGCUCUAUUAUUUAUUUCAUUCAAGUACAAGCACAAAUCAUAUGCAAUGAUUAGGAGAGGAAAACAGGUUUAGCCCAAAAUAGUUAUUUCCCUUAUAUUAGUUAAUAAACGUAUCCAAAUAUGCUACCUUUUUUUCUGCAACUCUUAAUUCGGUUUAGAAUAUGCUACUCAAAAUAAGCUAGUAUUGUUGUAGAAGCUCCAGCGUUGAAGGUUUGUAAUGUAAAUACUAGCGGUAUUGACAAAAAUUGAAGCAGCUUACACUUAGAAAUUCAUUGUAAUUGAUCUGUCCGUCCAUAUCACUGUCAGUUUGUUCAAAGGCCACACGUCUUGUGUCUUUUGAACUGUCAUCUCCAAAGCUUUCCACCAAUGAGCAACUGGAAACAAGAGAAUUAAAUGUCAAUUGGAAUUGUAGCAGAAUUUAAUAGACAAUAGAUUGAAUGCUACAAAGGCUAUAAAGGUUGAACCUAUUAUAGAGUACAUAAUAAUCAUGGUAGCAUAACAGCUUGAUAUCUCUGAAUGUACAAGGAUAAUUUGACAAUAGGUUUGAUUGGUUUGUCGGGAUAGGUUUGAUCAUAGAAAAACAAUAGUGUAAGUAGAUAUCCCAUGGUAUAGGGCGUUUAUGUCGCAAAUUUUACUGUUAUCUCAAGCCGAUUACUGUUGAUUAUUGUCGAUUUUUACUGUUUUGACCGGGUAAGAGUGUAUGAACGGCACAAUAUGAGACUACCAGCGUCAUAAAGCUUCACGGAAAAGAACUACGUGGACUAUCGGCUUGAGAUAACAGUAAAAGUUGCGACAUAAACGCCCUAUACCAUGAGAUAUCUACUUAUGCUAUUGUUUCUCUAUGGUUUGAUUUAUCAAUUCUAAAUGAUAGAUCCAAGAUAAUGGACCAAAAUUUUGAAGCCACAGAGAAGUAUUUUUUCCAAUUCAAAUAGGAUCCCAAUCAAACCUUCCAAUUCAAAGAAAAUGAAUUUGGAUUCAAAAUCGCGAAUCCAAGAAGGUAGACCAAAAUUCAGAAAGCCACAAAAAAUUAGUAUUUUCAUUCAAAUAGUACAUCCCCAAACAAACCCAUUGUCAAAUAAUUAUCCUUGAUUUUUGACAGCUUCAAAAAUUGUGAUUCAUAAUACUGACAA